Molecule: messenger RNA, 357 nt
Organism: Aspergillus terreus NIH2624
Lineage: Eukaryota; Fungi; Ascomycota; Eurotiomycetes; Eurotiales; Aspergillaceae
Exons: 3
Coding region: 1-357 (118 amino acids)
Source: RefSeq, a predicted model, not a curated record
AUGCGUUUUACUUCGACCUUCCUGAUCCUCGCGGCCGCCAUGGGCGCCAUCGCCGCCCCCAACGCGGAGCCCGUCCAGCUCGAAGCGAGAGACGAGCGUAUUAGUGUUGAUAUUUGCUCCGGUGUCAACCUGGGUAACUGUAUUAAUAUUGGAAUCUACACUCAGCAUCAAUGCUACAACUUGAACGGCAGCCCCGUCAAUGACAAUGUCAAGUCGGUGCGUAUCCCGAACGGGUACCGUUGUCGCUUCUGGGACUCCACCAAAUGCAAUGGCGGUGGUACCGGCGAUAUCCAAGCCCCGGGCAACAAUAACAUCAACGGGGGUUCUCUGAGCUCGAUCAAGUGCUACAAGAACUGA